Molecule: messenger RNA, 1197 nt
Organism: Strongylocentrotus purpuratus (purple sea urchin)
Lineage: Eukaryota; Metazoa; Echinodermata; Echinoidea; Camarodonta; Strongylocentrotidae
Product: protein O-mannosyl-transferase TMTC3-like
Exons: 8
Coding region: 1-1197 (398 amino acids)
Biological process (GO): protein O-linked glycosylation via mannose
Cellular component (GO): endoplasmic reticulum
Molecular function (GO): mannosyltransferase activity; protein binding
Source: RefSeq, a predicted model, not a curated record
AUGGGAACCAUCCCACUGGUGACCUCUCUCAGUGACCCUCGCAACCUAGCAACCCUUUUACUGGUGUCCUGCCUCAUCCUACUGGUGCUGUAUGCAGUAUUUGCAGAGGAGGCUUUGUCGUUUCUUGUCCUGCCAUUUUUACCAGCUAGUAACUUGUUUUUCCCAGUUGGGUUCGUUGUUGCCGAGAGGGUGCUCUACGCUCCUAGUAUAGGAUACUGUUUGCUUGUGGCCAAAGCGAUGGAGAGAUUACAAGCGAAUAGGACCAGGAAAUAUGUCGUCAGGGUCAUCUUUGCCAUCAUCCUACUCUUGCAUGCUGGGAAAACUAUUCAAAGGAAUCCUGACUGGGACAGCAAUCAUUCUCUGAUCAACUCCGCCCUGAAGGUUACCCAGAAUAACGCUUUGAUGUGGAAUAUCAAAGGUCAUGCUUUGAAAAAAGAAAACCGCUUGGAAGAUGCCAUCACCUAUUUCAAUAAGGCCACAACGCUCCAGCCAGAUUACAUAAAUGCAUGGAUCAAUGUCGGGAGUACGUACCAGGAACUCCGUAAGCUGGACGAGGCGGAGGUAGGGUACAGGAGAGCGAUAGAAUUGAUGCCACAGCCUAGGAAAGGAGAGCAGAUUGAUCCAAAACAUCUCCCUGGGUAUCUCAACCUGGCGCACGUAAUACAGCAGAAUAAGAGCAGGCUCAUUGAAGCAGAAGAGCUUGCUAAGGAAGCCAUUCGAAGGGGGCGAGAAGCAAACAAAUACUUUGAUCACGCCUUGCAGAUAGAUCCCCAUCACAAAAAGUCGUUGCUGCAGUCGGCUCUUUACAUCCAGGAGUCUGGCAAUGUUGCUCGAAGGCAAGAUGCUAUCAUGAGAUUAAAGAAGUUGCUGGAGAUAGAUCCUCCAAGUGUCCAAGUCUAUUCUACUCUAGCCUUGAUUUUUAUGGAUGACGAGGACACGUCAGCAGCUCUUCACUAUUAUCAGAAAGCACUUGAGGGCUAUACAGUCUAUCACGAAGAUGAACUAAGGAUGACAAGCAAGGUAGUCGCAAGGCGGCUGCGGGGAGAUAUUCCUGCUCCACGCACGGCGCAGACUGCCACGGGGGCCGUACGGAUGGCGUGCAUCGAGCGUACGGGAGCCGUUUGUGGGCAUUACGUUGCCUGCAGGCUGUGCCACAUACCGCAAGGAUACCGUAUGGGCACCGUAGGGUCGCCUUAA